This is a messenger RNA of Planococcus citri (citrus mealybug), 2313 nucleotides long. RefSeq lists its product as uncharacterized. Lineage: Eukaryota; Metazoa; Arthropoda; Insecta; Hemiptera; Pseudococcidae. Gene Ontology annotation, molecular function: RNA uridylyltransferase activity. The record is from RefSeq and is a predicted model, not a curated record. The coding region runs from base 485 to 2089 and encodes 534 amino acids. The transcript has 4 exons.
AGUUUCAUUUCAACUUUCAAGGUUAUUUUCUAUUUCACUCCCACUCCAUACGUCCGUAGACCGAAUUGGUAAUCCUUGUAUGUAGUUCUAAUUUCUAAAACAAACAAAGAGCAUUCCGAAAUUCCAGUGCAGUGUGAAGGUGUGUGAAUGUGUGAUCACUGAUUACUGUGAUUUGAUUUGAUUAAUGAUUUUGAUUUCGUUUCGUUGAUUCGCAUUUGUUUUGACUUUUGUUUUUGUUAUGUAAGUACGAAGUACAUAGUUCGUAGUGUUUCAUUGGUGUUAUGUGUUGAAUAUUCGCAUUUCAUUUGGAUAAUUUGGAAGAAAUCUGACUGAAUCAAGUGUUCGUAUCGUAUUCAAAUAACGGUUAGUUGAAAAAACUACUACAUAUUUUGUAUAAGCUAUCAUGCAGGUAUUCAUCGAUAUACUUGAAGAAGGUGAAAAUAAGUCCAAAUAAGUGGUAACGUGAAGGCAACGGCAACCGAUAAUGGAUUCCCAGAGGAAAAAACGUCUUCAAAGCGAGAUUCUAUCUGAGUUGAAACUGGCCGGCUUCAACACCUGGACCAUAAAUACGAAAACGCCGGAUCAGACGGUUUCUAGAAUUGAUUUUGAUUUGCCCACUGCGCUUAGUUCGGAUGAAUAUCCGGCCAAUCUACGGGAACCUGAAAUUGAGAUGGAAAUCGUUGACAAAGUUAAUGAGAUCAGUUUACCCGAAUAUGAAGCAAGUGGAAUCCUGCAAUCGGUGACUCGCGAUUUAGAGACGGCUUUUGCAUCUUACGCUGUACAAUUGUUGAAUGUUACGAAUGAAUGGCACUUGUACGGCUCCUAUAGAAAUGGACUUUGUUGUAACGACAGCGACAUCGAUUUCCACAAUGGAUCAUUCAAAAAUCUUACGAAUUCCGACGCCGGAAACCUUGUGAAAAGAGUCUAUGAUGUUUUCAAAAAUAAUACCUACUUCGAUCCUAUACGUUUUUUCCCGACGGCGCGAGUUCCACUGGUUGAGUUGAAACACAAACGCACCGGAAAAGUAUGCAGCAUUACAUUCUCCGGCAAAAUGGGAGUGUCGGAUUCGUUGUUGGCGGAACUGUACUUGGAAAAGUAUUCGAAUUUGAAAGUUUUGACGUUGUUUCUGAAAUACGUAUUGAAACGCCAUAACUUGGAUGGAACCGGUAAAAUAACUACUCAUACGAUAUUUUGGUUGGUGGUGUUUUUCAUGCAACAGAAAAAGCUGCUACUGCCCGUCAAAGACGUACGACAAAAAAACAAUCCGUUACAACAGCAGGCCGAGUAUUCAUCGGAAGAGUCCAUCGUUUCUUUGUAUCGUGGCUUUUUGAAAUUUUAUAAAAAUUUCAAUUUCUUGAAAUACAUUAUCUCUCCAUAUUUCGGAUAUGCGUUACCUAUCGAUAACUCCGAAACAUUGCAUCUAUUAUUGUUUACUAGAAGCUGCAUGAAUAUUCAGGAUAUGUCCACCCUUACUACGAAUUUAGCCGCGAAUGUAUCGCUGACAGCAGUGAAUGAGUUCAGAGUUGUCUGUGAACACCUUUUUAAUAACUGCGAAAACGCUUUGUACGAAGGACAUCCAUUUGAGAUUUCUUCGGAAUCCGAAUUAAAAUCGAAGAAACAUCUGUAUAAGAACAUCAAUCAAACAGCGUUUAUCGACCUGGAUUUCAUAUCUUUAAAUAUUCCUUCAGAUCAUGAUAUGAAGCAAUAUUUAAUCGAUGCUGUUAGAAACCUGAUGGAAAUCGUUUUGGGAUUUCAUUGUGACAAUCUCGUUUGCCGAAAUGUUCGUGGACUUUAUUGUGAACCAGGCGCAGGCGAUCGUUCUUGGAUGAGAGCUGUACCUGUCUGCUACAUCGAUUACAGUACGACGCAUGCUACUUUGAGCAACAAAAACGUGUUAUCCAUGUUCGAAGAAAGUUCCUCUUGCUUGAGAGAGAAUUUUGGAAUUUUUUACUUAUUCGACGGCCGCAAUGAUUUGAAAUGUGUUAGAGUACUGGUCGAAGGAGAUGGCCGAUUCGUUGAGUUUAUGAAGACUCAUGGAAAGGAACUGUUCAUCGCUCAAGUUCACGAAUACGUAGAUAAUAGUUUUUAGAUUUUGUUUGACGACGGUUGUUUCAACACUUCGAGUAUAAUCCUCUUGAUUUUUAUUUUUUUCGUAUUUCGGUUUAGUAUUUUAUUUUCAAAUGCGGUUGUUGACUUUUUACCCGUUUUUCGUAUUUCGGUAUAAGUAUUUUAUUUUUAAUCGAGGUUGUUGAUUUUUUUUUUAUGAGUAGGUACAUACAUAUAAUGCCUUUUGAAUAUAAUUUUUCAAAUUAU